Messenger RNA from Suillus clintonianus, 918 nucleotides. RefSeq lists its product as uncharacterized. Bases 1 to 918 code for a protein of 305 amino acids. The record is from RefSeq and is a predicted model, not a curated record. Lineage: Eukaryota; Fungi; Basidiomycota; Agaricomycetes; Boletales; Suillaceae. The transcript has 11 exons.
AUGUCAGAGCUUUCUGAAGAUGAUAAUGACAUGCCCUCCCUCCCCUCGUUGUCUGAAUUCUCAGAGGACAAUGAUGGUGAAGUGCAUGAGGUCAUUACUGAUGGCAGGCUCGUGUUGCAAGCAGCAGCUGCCAUCAAAGUACUUGUCAAUGCAUGUCUGGCAAAAUACUGGGCAGACAAGGUGCCGGUCUAUAAGCUUCCAGGUGUCAACCUGCAGAAGCUGCAGAGCCGAACCAAGAAUGCACCAAAAGACAAAGAGCAGUCGGUGUUCAAUUGGACGUUGACAUGUGUGCGGGGGUAUACUGGAGUAUACAAGCACUAUGUGCAGCCCAGGCGGCAUAAGCUAGAGGGGAUGAGCGUUGUAUUUAACAAACACCAGUUAGUUAGUGCAACAUACUAUGAGAAUGAGGACACAAUAAAGCAUUAUGCAUUACAUCUUCGCGUAAACUGGCCAACUCUGGAAUGUCUGACUGGUGCCUAUCCUACAACGAUCAUAAACGCAUCCACCCAGUCGAUCUCUGAAAACUCUGGAAGGGAUGAUGCAAAAGCAAUCAAGAGGUCAAAGACAUUCAGGCGCUGGGAUGCAGAAGAUGAGAUACAGGAUUCUGAUCCAGAUGUCCUGGAGAGCCUCACUGUCGCAAUGAAGUUCCACAGGAUGGUGAAAGGUCAUAUAGCUGCAACAGGAGAAGCACAGGAUGCUGGUGUUCACGGCUUUGUGCAUGGCCUUGUGGAAAACACUCUUGUAAUUAGUCAUGUCAAUCAGAUCGCAGUGACGGAGCAGAGGGUGUUGUACCUCAAAGGUUGUUAUGAGAUCACCAAAUCACCAGAUCCCUUUAGACUCAGCCAAGACCCCGAAACUGGGAAAGAGAUGGCACAUGAAAUCGGUGCUUACAUCCAUGAUGCAUUUGCCAAGUUCUAG